This is a messenger RNA of Athene cunicularia (burrowing owl), 1325 nucleotides long. RefSeq names its product family with sequence similarity 172 member A (gene ARB2A). The coding region runs from base 57 to 1307 and encodes 416 amino acids. NCBI's taxonomy places the organism in Eukaryota, Metazoa, Chordata, Aves, Strigiformes, Strigidae. Gene Ontology annotation, biological process: regulatory ncRNA-mediated heterochromatin formation. The record is from RefSeq and is a predicted model, not a curated record. The transcript has 11 exons. Gene Ontology annotation, cellular component: nucleus. Gene Ontology annotation, molecular function: siRNA binding.
UAUGUCCCUGCCUUGUUCUGUCACCUCCGUUGCACCAGAUUGUCCUUCGAAGAUCAAUGUACAUUCACCUCAGUAUUUUAAAUCUGUUGACAGUUUGGGUAAUGAUGGCUCAGCUCCAGCAAGGAGGCCCAGAUGAAAAAGAGAAGACUACUGCAUUAAAGGAUUUAUUGUCUAGAAUAGACUUGGAUGAACUAAUGAAAAAAGAUGAGCCACCGCUUGAAUUUCCUGAUACUCUGGAAGGAUUUGAGUACAUUUUUAAUGAAAAAGGGCAGUUGAGACACAUCAAAACUGGGGAGCCAUUUGUUUUCAAUUAUCGUGAAGAUUUGCAUAGAUGGAACCAAAAGCGCUAUGAAGCUCUUGGAGAGAUCAUUACUAAAUAUGUUUAUGAAUUACUGCAGAAGGAAUGCCACUUGAAGAAAGUAACUCUCCCAGUUGAUGCAACUGAGAGUGAACCAAAGAGCUUUAUCUUCAUGAGUGAAGAUGCCUUGACAAACCCUGACAAGAUGUUGGUCCUGAUUCACGGUAACGGAGUGGUCAGAGCAGGUCAGUGGGCUAGGAGACUUAUAAUUAAUGAAGAUCUGGACAGUGGCACGCAGAUCCCGUAUAUAAAGAGAGCUAUAGAGGAAGGCUAUGGAGUAAUAGUACUGAAUCCCAAUGAGAACUAUAUUGAAGUGGAGAAGACAAAAGCCCAAGUACAGCUGUCUUCUGAUAGCUCAGAUGAACCUGCAGAAAAGAGGGAAAGAAAAGAUAAAAUCCAGAAGGAAACAAAGAAACGCCGUGACUUCUACGAAAAGUAUCGAAAUCCACAAAAAGAAAAAGAAACUAUGCAGAUGUACAUUAGAGAUAAUGGAUCUCCCGAAGAACAUGCAAUUUAUGUUUGGGACCAUUUUAUCUCCCAGUCAGCUGCAGAGAACGUGUUUUUUGUGGCUCACAGUUACGGUGGACUUGCCUUUGUAGAGUUGAUGAUUCAACGAGAGGCAGAAGUAAAGAAUAAGGUAACUGCUGUGGCGUUGACAGACUCUGUUCACAAUGUGUGGCAUCAAGAAGUUGGGAAAACUAUUCGAGAGUGGAUGCGAGAGAAGUGCUGUAACUGGGUGUCCAGCUCCGAGCCCCUGGACACGUCGGUGGAGUCCAUGCUGCCGGACUGCCCCCGCGUCUCUGCAGGUACAGAGCGCCACGAACUAACUUCCUGGAAGAGUUUCCCAUCUAUUUUCAAGUUCUUCAGCGAGGCGGUAGAGGCAAAGAACAGCUCAGUGAAACCAACCCCAACGCGGCGCUCCAACAGGAUAAAAUACGAAGAAUUGUAAAAAGAGGCGGGGGGAAGG